GUGUACUGCUGCUCCGAAAUGCCACUCUCUGGUCUGCAACCAGACUGAACUUAACUUGAUUGUGACACAGUACUAGUCCACUGCAGUUAAGUCAGCAGAUCAUAAUUUUUCCGCUUCUCUCUGGUCUGUAACACCAUGAUGGUGCUGCUCUGCGCAGUCGUCAGAUAAGUGGCACCACAGUGGCACUGUUCAGCGUUGGCUGUCAUUUGAUGUCACAUUGGUAGCAUGUUGUUAGUCUGGUCUGUUGGCCGGGCCCCCCCCUCCUCCGUUGUUUAGUCUGUGACAUCGGUUUUGGUGUUUCACCACUCGGUGUUGUAUCUAUGACAUUUUCUCACCUUAUUCUCCACUGUUUUGCUGGUGACAUCAAAAUGGUCAUAAUGACAUUGAAUCAUAUACAUAGAAGGCCUCUGUUUUCUAACUGCUGUUUCUUUUGGAAUUAGAAGUUAUUGUUUAAGGUUUAAGGCAUGUGUCACACUCUUCACAGGCUACACAGUUUUGGACCAUAGACUAAGACCAUCAUGAUUUUUUUUAAUUCUUAUCAUCUUAUUCUGCUCUUGUUGUUGUUGUUCUUGCUGUGACAUUCAAGACGGCUUCAAAAAGCAUAUGCUUGUCAGAUUAAGAAUUCCUACCUAAAUUAGUCCCAUUCUUUUUCUUACAGUUAUCAAUAGUCAAUUAAAAUGUGAAGGCCCAGGUGUUUAAAGAACAGACUGGAACAACCAGUCAAAUGUCUCGUAAUUGAAUGAAGGCUUUUGUUUAGGCAGUCUGACUCUUCCUGUCCACCCUUUCUCCACCUUCAUAAAUUGCCAGGCCUGUUUUCUGAAAUCAAACAGACCUCCAGAGCACCUCACCACCUCUCACCUCCCUGACAUUUAGAGUCACGGUGAACCUUUUUAAAUAUUAGUGCUGAGAUGGUUUCAGGAAUAUCACCUCACAGAAGUGAUGCAGCUCUAAUUCUCUCAAGUGAAUUGAUGGACGAUAACCUGCUUCACAUCUGAAGCGCUGUUAGUAAAGACUGUGCCUUCAUUAAUUAGCAGAUAACCUUUAUGUAAGUGGUGCAGGCUAAGAAAAUGAUUGGUUUGCUAUUGUUGUGCCUCAUCCUUGGCAAACCACCUAUUGUCCCCUUGAAUAAUUGAGACCAGUGGAUUUUGCCUGUUUUAUUUUUUUCCUUCAUCAGCAACUAGCUACUAGUUUUGUCCCCAAGAUCAAUUGCCUUAGUAACACGACCAGAGAGCGAGAGAGAGGGAGGGAGAGAGAAUGAGAUAGAGAUAGAGAGAGAGAGAGAGGGAGCGAUUUGUGCCCACAAUGGCGACUGUAGGUAUGCUAAAUACCUCUGGUUCCUUAUCCGGGAACUACCUCUUACUCUGCUAUUGGGCCAGUGGGUCACGUGGUAAAAGUAACUUUACAGGGCUGCUCGCAAGUAGGAGGGCUUUAUGGAGCAGAAAAACGACAAAGCUAGAAAAAUUAUUUUCCACUCCAGAAAUUAAUGAUCAUGAGCUCGUAUUUGAUGGAGUCUAACUACAUUGAUCCGAAAUUUCCUCCAUGCGAGGAAUAUUCGCAAAAUAACUACAUCCCCGAGCACAGUCCAGAGUAUUACAGCCGCGCAAGGGACACUGGCUACCAGCAUCACCACCAGGAGUUAUAUCCUCCGCGGGCGAGCUACCAAGAGCGCCAGUAUAACUGUGCAAGCAUCCCCGAACCUGACACGCCACGGGGACAUGGAAUACCCCAUUCCGCGCACCUGCUGACAGGGAAAGGGCAACCUGCUUCAUGUGAAACCCCACAGUUAUCCAUGUCCCCCGCCACCCCACCGGCCGCUACCUCCGCCUGCAACCAAGCUACCCCGGAGCAUCCAAACAGCACAGCCUCCUCCAAGCAGCCCGUGGUGUACCCAUGGAUGAAGAAAAUUCACGUCAGCACUGUGAACUCGGGUUACAAUGGGACGGAGCCCAAGCGGUCUAGGACAGCAUACACCCGGCAGCAGGUCUUAGAAUUGGAGAAGGAAUUCCACUAUAACCGAUAUUUAACUCGGCGGAGGCGCAUCGAGAUCGCCCACACCCUGGUUCUCUCCGAGCGACAGAUUAAAAUCUGGUUUCAGAAUCGCAGGAUGAAAUGGAAAAAGGAUCACAGGCUCCCGAACACCAAAGUGAGGUCCUCCUCCUCCUCCUCCGGGUCCAGCACAAGCUCAGCAGCCGGCGCUGUUGCCGCUGCCUCAGCCACUAACACUGGGGCCCCCGACGAACUCACCGGAGCACAGCAUGGCGAGGAUAUUACCAGGUCAAGAAACGCAGGCUGCUCAUCGAAAUGUUGUCUGAGGAAAUAUCGCAGAAGCUGCUUCGGGCGCCCCAAGUUGCAGGUGGAUCUCUCGGCAACUCCAGAGCUCGGUCAUUGGAGGACGGCCGCACGUGACUACGGCACCCUUCUGUUCCAGGCUGAACCCAGCUGAACAGUUUCAGAGCCCACUGGAGCCUCUGGUUCACUGCCAUGCCAAGGGCAAGGUGGACAUCAAGAGCAGGAGCUGCAGUCUAGUCACCAUCUG
Molecule: messenger RNA, 2536 nt
Organism: Xiphias gladius (swordfish)
Lineage: Eukaryota; Metazoa; Chordata; Actinopteri; Istiophoriformes; Xiphiidae
Gene: hoxc4a
Product: homeobox C4a
Exons: 4
Coding region: 1484-2443 (319 amino acids)
Biological process (GO): regulation of transcription by RNA polymerase II; embryonic skeletal system morphogenesis; anterior/posterior pattern specification
Cellular component (GO): nucleus
Molecular function (GO): DNA-binding transcription factor activity, RNA polymerase II-specific; RNA polymerase II cis-regulatory region sequence-specific DNA binding
Source: RefSeq, a predicted model, not a curated record